Messenger RNA from Seriola dumerili (greater amberjack), 2859 nucleotides. Its product is annotated as EPH receptor A6. Gene Ontology annotation, molecular function: transmembrane-ephrin receptor activity; ATP binding; protein binding. The record is from RefSeq and is a predicted model, not a curated record. Gene Ontology annotation, biological process: axon guidance; cell surface receptor protein tyrosine kinase signaling pathway; protein phosphorylation. The transcript is spliced from 15 exons. Gene Ontology annotation, cellular component: plasma membrane; neuron projection. Lineage: Eukaryota; Metazoa; Chordata; Actinopteri; Carangiformes; Carangidae. Bases 1 to 2859 code for a protein of 952 amino acids.
AUGGACGAGCACAACCGACCCAUCCAUACUUUCCAGGUUUGCAAUGUGAUGGAGCCCAAUCAGAAUAACUGGCUUCGUUCCAACUGGAUCUCUCGACAGGCAGCUCAAAAGAUCUACGUGGAGCUUCGCUUCACCCUGCGCGACUGCAACUCCAUCCCUUGGGUAUCUGGCACCUGCAAGGAGACCUUCAACCUCUUCUACCAUGAGACUGAUGAGGCUCAUGGUGUCAAAUUCAAGCCUGCGCAGUACACUAAGAUUGACACCAUCGCUGCUGAUGAGAGCUUCACUCAGAUGGAUCUUGGAGAUCGUAUCCUCAAGCUCAACACAGAGGUGCGCGAGGUGGGACCCAUGACCAGGAAGGGCUUCUAUCUGGCGUUCCAGGACAUUGGUGCCUGCAUUGCCUUGGUUUCUGUGAGGGUUUACUAUAAGAAAUGUCCGUUCACACUGAGGAACCUGGCCUCAUUUCCAGACACAGUGCCUCGUGUGGACUCUUCCUCACUGGUGGAGGUGAGGGGAGCGUGCAUUGACCAUGCUGAAGAAAGAGACACACCUAAACUGUUCUGUGGAGCUGAUGGUGAUUGGUUGGUUCCAUUGGGAAGAUGUGUCUGCAGCGUUGGGUAUGAGGAGCUCGAUGGCUCAUGUGUUGCGUGCCACCCGGGCUUCUACAAGGCAUAUGCUGGAAACAUCAAGUGUUCAAAGUGCCCUCCACACAGUUUCAGCUAUGGAGAAGGGGUUGCCAUCUGCCGUUGUGAGAAGGGCUUCUUCAGGGCUGAGAAAGAUCCUCCAACUAUGGCUUGCACACGCCCUCCAUCUCCUCCCCGCAACUUAAUGUUUAACCUGAAUGACACCUGUCUGAUGCUGGAGUGGUCACCUCCCAGCGACACCGGGGGCCGCCGGGACCUCACCUACAACGUCCAGUGCAAACGCUGUGGCCCCGAGCCUGACCAGUGCCAGCUGUGCGAGGAGGAGCUUCGUUUCCUGCCGCGACCAUUAGGCCUGACCAACGCCACUGUCACUGUCACGGACUUCUCAGCACACGCCAACUACACCUUCGAGAUUGAGUCACUCAAUGGUGUGUCAGACAUGAGCUCCUUCCCUCGCCCGGUAGCUUUUAUCACCGUCAGCACUGACCAGGGCGGGCCGUCUGUGGUUGGGACGCUGAAGAAGGACUGGGCCUCUCCGAACAGCAUCGCUCUCUCCUGGCAGCAACCCGAACAGACAGCGCUGCCCAUCCUAGACUACGAGAUCAAAUAUUAUGAGAAGGAACAUGAGCAGCUGAGCUACUCGUCUACUCGCACCAAGGCUCCCAGUGUGAUCAUCUCAGGUUUAAAACCAGCGACUUGGUACGUCUUCAGUGUUCGUACCCGCACGCCAGCUGGAUACAGUUCCUACUCGCCUAAAUAUGAAUACAAAACUACAGGAGACUCAUCGGACAUGGCUUCUGAUCAAGGCCAGGUGUUGGUCAUCGUCACAGCAGCGGUUGGUGGCUUUACCCUCCUCGUCAUCCUCACCCUCUUCCUCCUCAUCACUGGAAGGUGUCAGUGGUACUUCAAGGCCAAGAUGACCUCGGAGGAGAAAAGAAGGACCAGUUAUCAGAAUGGACAUGUCCCUUUCCCAGGAAUAAAGACCUAUGUAGACCCUGAUACAUAUGAGGACCCCACUCAGGCCGUCCACGAGUUCACCAAGGAGAUCGACCCAUCCAGGAUCCGCAUCGAGAGGGUGAUCGGAGCCGGGGAGUUUGGUGAGGUGUGCAGUGGUCGCCUGAGAACACCGGGGAAGAAGGAGAUUGCCGUGGCGAUAAAGACACUGAAGGGAGGCUAUGUGGAGCGUCAGAGGCGGGACUUCUUGCGUGAGGCAUCAAUCAUGGGCCAGUUUGACCACCCCAACAUCAUCAGGUUGGAAGGCGUGGUCACCAAAAGCAGACCUGUGAUGAUUGUGGUGGAAUAUGUGGAAAAUGGAUCAUUGGACUCAUUUCUGAGGCAACAUGAUGGUCACUUCACUGUCAUCCAGCUGGUGGGCAUGCUGCGUGGCAUCGCCUCGGGCAUGAAGUACCUGUCAGACAUGGGCUACGUUCACCGAGACCUGGCGGCUCGAAACAUCCUGGUCAACAGCAACUUGGUGUGUAAAGUGUCAGACUUCGGCCUGUCGCGAGUGCUGGAGGACGACCCGGAGGCUGCUUACACCACAACGGGCGGUAAGAUCCCAAUCCGAUGGACGGCACCUGAGGCCAUCUCAUACAGGAAAUUCUCCUCAGCCAGUGACGCAUGGAGUUAUGGCAUUGUUAUGUGGGAAGUGAUGUCAUAUGGGGAACGGCCAUAUUGGGAGAUGUCCAAUCAGGACGUGAUUCUGUCCAUUGAAGAGGGCUACCGGCUGCCUGCACCGAUGGGCUGCCCCGUGGCACUGCACCAACUGAUGCUGCACUGCUGGCAGAAGGAGAGGAGUCAUCGGCCCAAAUUCACAGAUGUUGUCUCCUUCUUGGAUAAACUGAUCCGCAACCCCAGCAGCCUGCUGCCACUGGUAGAGGACAUUCAGAGUCUACCAGAGUCUCCGGGGGAGGAAAUGGACUACCCAAUGUUCAUCUCCGUCGGUGACUGGCUGGACUCCAUCAAGAUGAGUCAGUACAAGAGCAAUUUCAUGGCAGCAGGCUACAACACAUUGGAUUCGGUUGCCAGGAUGAGUAUUGAAUGUGAGGCGUAUUGGGGUGGAGCUGAUCGGCCACCAGAGGCGGAUCAUCAGCAGCUUACAGACCCUUCGCCUUCAGCUACUGCACGAACAGGAGAAAGGUUUCCAUGUAUGAGGACGCCCAUUGAUACAACCUGGGAUGGACAGAUAGAUGGAGCAGACGAAAGUGAAGUCUAG